Rhodotorula toruloides NP11 is the source of this 2325-nucleotide messenger RNA. Its product is annotated as Bulb-type lectin domain containing protein. The transcript has 7 exons. NCBI's taxonomy places the organism in Eukaryota, Fungi, Basidiomycota, Microbotryomycetes, Sporidiobolales, Sporidiobolaceae. Bases 1 to 2325 code for a protein of 774 amino acids. The record is from RefSeq and is a predicted model, not a curated record.
AUGGCCAACUCGCAGACCGCUCCGCCGACGCACAUCUUCGACCCGCUCCCUCACUCUCGACCCGAUGGGGGCCCUGAACAUGAGAACGGCGCAGCAAUCUCUGCGCUCUUCGCCCAUGGCGGACCAGGAACGACUGUCCUCCUCCGCCCUCGCGCAACCUACGUCCUCUACUCGCAAAUCGACAUGUCGCAUCCUGGCACUACUCUUGCGACCGAAGGAUACCCCGUGUUCGAAUCGGGCAACCAGGCCAUUCUCGAAACGCGAGGCGAGAAAGAGUCGGGCGCGGUGCGGAUGUUCAACCUCCCUCGCUGCGCGCUCAAGAGGGUGCAUGUCAAGGGCUGCCGUGGUUGGGGAAGCAAGGCGCCGACUGAGGAGGAAAAGGAGAGGUGGAAGAAGGAGGGGAGGAUGGGAUGGUUGGAGGGCGGAGGAGCGCUCGUCUGGAUGGGAGGUCCCGAGGCGCACGAGCAGAUUGUCGAGGGCUGUCGCCUCGAGGACCCGCGUGGAUGGACUUGCGUCCACCUCGUCGACUUUGCCCAGCGCUGCCGCGUCGUAAACAACCUCGUCGGCCCUUCCGGCCAGCAAGCUCCGGGACCUUGGGCAGAUGGCCUCAGUAUCGCCGGCAAGGACAGCUUGGUCGCCGGCAACACCGUCUUCGACGCGACAGACGGUGCCAUCGUCCUCUUCUGCGCUCCUGGCACGGUCUGCACGGACAACACCAUCAUCGCGCGCGAGCGCAACCUCCUCGGCGCAAUCAACAUGGUCGACGACUUUCCCUUCGACCGCGACUUUACCGAGACGAGGGUCAUCGCGAACAAGAUCAAGACCGAGGGAGCGUUCAUUCGGGUUGCGAUUGCGUGCGGACCGACGAGUUGGAACCCGUGGGGACCGCACCACACGCUGAACUACGGCGGCCACGUCCUGCACAACCUGAUCGGCCCUGGCCAGUUCGGCUACGGCAUCACCCUCUCAGGCGUCGACAACUUCACCGUCCUCGGCAACUCCCUCGCGCCUCACACACGCUUCGCAGGCUCGACGCACCGUUUCUACCCCGCAACCAUCAACGCUCCUCCGUCCGCCUUUGUACGUCAGUGGGCAGACCGCGGGAGGGUGCUCAACUGCGAAGUGCAGGAGGAAUUCGUGGAGGGCGAGUUGCAGUGGGUUAUUGGGAUUGAACCAGAGGUAGGGGACAAGUUGGAGUAUGAGGCGGGGCAGGUUGGGCUUGAUGUGAGGGGAUUCAGUCGGGCGGGCGAGGGAGGGCUCGCGAUGCGUGGAGCGAGGUGGGAGGUUAGUACGAGGGGCGAGCUGGUGUUGAGGAAAGUCGAGGGGAAGGUCGACCAGUUCGGGCAGGGCGAGUAUGGGAGGGGACGCGUCGUUUGGUCCAGCGGGCGUGCAGGCGGUAGACACGGCGCCGUCGAAGAACCUCGACUCGACUUCCUCCUCGAGGGGCGGGUCACGCUCCGCUCGCACAGCGGCGAGGGCGACGUCCUCUGGGACCCAACGUCCUACCUCGUCCCCUACCUCUCGCACCUCCCUCCUCCUCCGUUCCUCCCCCCUCCUACCGCCCCUCAGCCGCCCGAGCGCUGGCUCCCGCACCCCAAACUCAUUCUCCAGAACCAGCAGCCGUACGUACAAAUCAAGAACCACGAGGGGAACCUUGUGUUCUCGACGCAGUACGAGUGGGGGAACGAGGAUGGCUGGACGAUGAAGGCCGGUCAGUGGAUUGCGGUGGCGCCGAGGGAACUGAGGGGCGCUGAGGACCCGAGCGGGUUCGAGGAGGAGGAGGAGCAGUCCGGUUUUCCGCCACCUCCGCCGCCGCGUCAAGACAGCCAAAGCCACGGCGGCCACUUCUCUCGCUUUGUACGCGACUUGAACUCCUCCCUCCAGUCACACGGCGUCUCCGUCCCUUCUCUCUCCCCUCGCGGUCCACCACCUCCCAUCCCACCGCGCCCCUCCUCCUCCCCUUCCUCUCAACCCUCCCCGAACAACCUCUCCCCAACAUUCCUCUACCUCUCCCCCUCCACCUCCCAACUGAUCCUCCACUCUUCUCCCUCUGGCCCUACUUCCCCAACUCCAGACUCAACACACUUCUCCCUCCCCCCUCAACCCCCCUCCCCUCCUCCGACCAAGCCGGAGGACUCGUUCCUCGCCUUCCAAGGCGACGGGAACCUCGUCCUGUAUACUUCUGACGGACCUGUUUGGGCGAGUGGGACGAAUGGGGAUCGGAAGGCGGUGAAGGUGGGCUUGAGGGGUUGGGGGGAGGAAGGAGGGCCCGGGAUGGAGAUGUGCGACGAGAGGGGGGAGAGGGUUUGGAGUUCGAGGGAUUGA